This is a messenger RNA of Fundulus heteroclitus (mummichog), 2368 nucleotides long. RefSeq names its product fibrinogen alpha chain (gene fga). Gene Ontology annotation, cellular component: fibrinogen complex. Gene Ontology annotation, biological process: blood coagulation; platelet activation; protein polymerization. NCBI's taxonomy places the organism in Eukaryota, Metazoa, Chordata, Actinopteri, Cyprinodontiformes, Fundulidae. Gene Ontology annotation, molecular function: signaling receptor binding. The record is from RefSeq and is a predicted model, not a curated record.
ACAUACUGAUCCAGGAGGAUUCAAAAGAUCCGACUGCAGAGCGAGAGGAGCAUUCAGGAUCUUCACAGAGACGAAGAACAACAGCAAGAUGAAGAGGCUCAGCUUACUGCUCUGUCUGGUUUCUGCCGCCAUAGCACAGGCUACGGUGCUGGACCCCCGAGGUCCUCGUCCGGUGGAACAUGCUACUAAAGCUGAUAAAUGUGCCAGCCAGAGAGAGUGGCCCUUCUGUACUGACGAUGACUGGAACUACAAAUGUCCAUCGGGUUGCAGGAUCCAGGGGCUCAUGGACAAAAACGACCAUCAGCUGCUGAGGAAGAUCGAGAAGAUCCGCAGCCUGCUGGAUCAGCACAGGGCCAGGCAUCGCUCUAUCGACACUGUGUCCAAGCAGACCUACGACAUACUGAGGGAGAAACUCACCCUCGACACUGGAAGUGACAACAUGUACUACAAUCUGGCCCAGAACCUGCGUCAGAGGAUCACUGAGAUGAAGGUCAGGAUCGACAGACAGCAGAAGACCCUGGCGGCGUUGAAGAGCCGGGUCAAGGACCAGGUGGCUGAAAUCCAGAAACUGGAGGUCGAUAUUGACAUUAAGCUGCGUGCCUGCAAAGGAUCCUGCUCCGGUUACACAGAGUACCAGGUGGACAGGGAUAGUUACGUGACCCUGGACAAACAGAUAAAUCAGCUGGACUCCAACGCGGCCCAGAACAUCGAGUCUGUGGGGACGCUGUACGUGAUGAAGAGCCGGCCCCUGCAGAAUGUGGUUGUGGACUCCAGAUUCAAAUCCAAGGAUGUGGCAGCUCAACAGAGGGAGGACAUGUUCGCUCAGGUGAAUACUGUUCAGUUUAUCUUGGAGGAGGAAGGCUCCAGCUCAUCUCCAGCCACCAUCUCCAAGGUCCCAGGUACUUCCCACUCAUCAUCUUCCUCUUCAUCCUCAUCCUCGGCGACUUCCUCUUCUGCAUCCUCGUCUAAAUCCAUCACUGAGCUCUCAGGACGCGGCGACGGCACUUUUCCCGGCGGGUUUGGAGGGAUGGAAAUGGUCAGCCAGCCCAGUACUAGCCACGUGACCACCAACACCGUCAGUUGUACAAAGACCAUCAGGAGAACGAUUAUUCACACAAAGGAUGGGCCAGUGGAAAGGGUGGAGGAAGUGGGCGGUGGACCUGAAUGUCAAGGGGUCGGUGGUUUCACAAAGGGUGAACUCAGCUCCUUGUUCCCUUCCUUCACCAGUACAUCGUCCUCUUCUUCAUCGUUUCAUUCUGGUGGAGCCAAGGGAAGCCUGUUGGCAGAUACUAAAUCUGGGAUGGAUCCAUUUGGAGAGGACUUCGGCGCAUUCAUGACCGACAACGCAGAGGACGACAUUCCUGAUAUUCAUGCUCGAAGUGUGAAGAGCACGGUUGUCGAAAGACAACAGGAGUUUGUAGGAAAAGAUUGCGUCGACGCCUACCAGAAGCACCUGAACGGGGAAACGAACGGUCUUUUUAAGAUCAAACCUGCUGCCUCCACGGCAGCCGUGGAAGUUUACUGCCACCAGGAGGGGAUAAUGGGUGGGUGGUUGUUAGUCCAGCAGAGAGAGAGUGGCUCCGUCAGCUUCAACCGCACCUGGGCUGAGUACCGCGACGGGUUCGGCUCGGUGGACGCUCAGGGCAGGGGGGAGUUCUGGCUGGGCAACCAGAACCUCCACCUGCUGACAAACCAGGCUGAAACCAUGCUGAAGGUUGAGCUGGAGGACUGGGAGGGGGGCAUAGGUACUGCCGAGUACACAGUGAGAGUAGGCACUGAGGAAGAGGGGUUCCCACUGCACGUCUCUGGGUACACCGGAGACGCCGGGGACGCUCUGGAGUCCCACAACGGUAUGAAAUUCAGCACCAUCGACAAAGACAACGAUGGGUGGGGGGAGAGCUGUGCGGAGGCGUACGGGAGCGGGUGGUGGUACAACAGCUGCCAGUCAGCUAACUUAAACGGGAAUUAUUACAAAGGCUCGUACGACCCCCAAACCAACACGCCUUAUAAAACUGCGAACGGGGUGGUGUGGGCGACGUUUAAACCUGCCUCUUACAGCCUGAAGACGGCACGGAUUUUCAUCCGACCGGCUGCCUUUUGAUCCAAACAGUAAAUUGUCUUGGAUUUAACAUCCGGAGGCUUGUCCUCUCACUGAAUAAAGAGAGAAGUGAGGACUUGCCUGAAGGUUGACCUCCUGUUGAGCUGGUUGGUGAAUCAUUCUGGGAUUUCAACACUUAUGUCAAACAAUGUGAUGUACUGUAUCGACCUGUUUGUUAGUUUUCACUGUCCAAUGUUCUCAAAGUGACCCAAUGUUCUCCGUGUUCUCUGUGACGAUCAAUGAAUAAAUAAACAUGCAGUGUUCACUUCA